Dacryopinax primogenitus is the source of this 527-nucleotide messenger RNA. RefSeq lists its product as uncharacterized. Gene Ontology annotation, molecular function: hydrolase activity, acting on acid anhydrides. Lineage: Eukaryota; Fungi; Basidiomycota; Dacrymycetes; Dacrymycetales; Dacrymycetaceae. The record is from RefSeq and is a predicted model, not a curated record. The annotation marks the transcript as partial. The transcript has a single exon.
CCGACGCCCAGGUCCUCUUCGCUGAAUACACUCGCUGCGCGGACUGGCAGCUCCCGAGUAUAGGCAGUCGGAACACCAUGUUCGAACGGGGGGACAACCCUUUGCUGGACAAGUUCUCCCAACUCCCGGCCCACGUCCAGCUCAACUGGAUGGCCUCCCCCUGGCCGAAACGGUCUAUCUGGCCGCUCGUAGCUGCCUCCGCUGACGACUUGCUCGCGGCGUACAUCACCAACCCGGAAAUUGUGCAGAUCCAGCCUGUGCUGGAGAAGCAUGGAUUGUACGACCCAUUCACGGUUAUACACUUGGGGAAGAAGACGAUCAAGGCUGGCCAGGCUGGGCCAGCGAUGCAGCGUCUGCUUACGAACCCACGUACGCUGGUGUACCUCGAGAGCGCACACAGGGUCGUCACGUUCUAUCUCUGGCUCUCCUAUCGCUUCCCCGUGUCGUUUGGCGAGCAACUCAAGGCGUUCGAGCUGAAGAACCAGAUUGAAGAUGCGAGCCAGAUCGUGCUUGCUUGGACUUCAGAU